CUAGACCCUAACGGGGCUGAGGGACUUUUUAACAGCGAUCCGGGACUGCGGGCUGUGAUAAGAAAAUCGGCACUGUCCCGGAAAAAGAGGGGCUGUUGGGCGGUGGUGGGUGGCGUGAUGCUUACACUGGCAAGCAAGUUGAAGCGGGACGAUGGUGUUAAAGGAAGUAGAACAUCUAGCACAACCUCUGAUUCAACACGCAGAGUGUCUGUUCGUGACAGAUUACUUGUAAAAGAAGUAGCAGAGUUGGAGGCAAAUUUGCCAUGUACCUGUAAAGUAAAUUUUCCCGAUCCCAACAAGCUGCAUUACUUCCAUCUGACUGUGAGCCCAGAUGAAAGCUAUUACCAAGGAGGGAGAUUCCAGUUUGAAAUUGAAGUUCCAGAUGCCUAUAACAUGGUGCCUCCAAAGGUGAAAUGUUUGACAAGGAUCUGGCAUCCCAACAUCACCGAGACAGGAGAAAUUUGUUUAAGUUUGCUGAGGGAGCAUUCAAUUGAUGGAACGGGUUGGGCUCCAACAAGAACUUUAAAGGAUGUUGUGUGGGGAUUGAACUCCUUGUUUACAGAUCUAUUAAAUUUUGAUGACCCGUUAAACAUUGAGGCAGCAGAGCAUCACUUGAGAGAUAAGGAUGAAUAUCGGAAUAAAGUUGAGGAUUACAUCAAGCGUUAUGCCAGAUGAUGUCACUGACCUUGCAUUGAAGCUCGGAUCCCUAUUAUGGAGAGACAGCCCACCAGCCUCUGUAGAGUCUCCAGAGCUGGAUAGGGGAGGAAACUGGAGACCCCCUGGACACGUUCUGCGUCUUCCUCCCCCCAAAGACUGAAAUAAACACUUUAUACCUCCAGCUCCUGCACUCCUUUCCCAGCUCACUGCCACCGGGACCUGAAAAUACAACUUUUCCCGUACCCCUCUAUUGGUUUGGCUUCUGAUGUGUGUGCUUUCUCAAGAGGGGCAUCAUAGUUUUGUAUUGUCUUUAAUCUGCAAUAAGUUACAAAAAGAAAAAUCUUAAAAAAUGAGUUUUGCUUGAAAUAAAAUAUGAGAAUAAGAAAGUUUCCAGCACUGCAUAAACUGCAGGCCCUGCAUUGAGCCUCCAUACCAGGUUCAUCGGCGUCAGCCAGUCACUUUAACAUUGGAUGGAGCCUAACUCUGCCCGUCCUGCUAACAAACAAAGCUGUUAUAUAAGGAAUUUGAUCAUUUUAGAUAUUUUGGGUCAAGUUGUCCUAAAUUUGCAGUACAAGACUUCUUUGGACCUACUCAAACCAAGUCAUACGACUAAGUCUAAGCCCUACCAUGCCCCUCUCCUGUGAAACCAAUUAGGGCGUUAGAGACUGAGCGCACAGAGGGAGAUGGGAGCUAGACACCAAAUUAACAUAACAAACCUCACCAAACAGCAGAUAACCUCCGCGCUAUUAUACAGCCUUUAUUGUGGGGGUGUGGCUCUAUAACAUAUGGAAUUGUGCAUAUUCCAGUAUAUGCCGGCUGCUUUCAAAUAAACAUGAAAAUAUGUUUUAACCUUAAGAAAGCCACAUGUUCUCUUGGAAAUUGUAUUCGCACCCUGAAAUGUACUAUAUGAGUAAUAUAAAUAUAUGAAUAUGAUCUAUCUUUG
Messenger RNA from Xenopus tropicalis (tropical clawed frog), 1600 nucleotides. RefSeq names its product ubiquitin conjugating enzyme E2F (putative) (gene ube2f). Gene Ontology annotation, biological process: protein neddylation. The record is from RefSeq and is marked provisional. Gene Ontology annotation, molecular function: NEDD8 conjugating enzyme activity. Lineage: Eukaryota; Metazoa; Chordata; Amphibia; Anura; Pipidae.